AUGUUUCACUGGAGCAAGUGGAAGAAGAGGAUGGGAGCGAACAGUUCUUCAAAAAGACCGGUCUUUGAUGAGAAAGAAGAUGUUUCAUUUGAUAGCAUUCACCUGUACCGUGCAGUGGGAAAGGGGCCUUAGGGAAGAGUAUGCAUUGUUCAAAAACGGGACACGGAGAAGAUGUACGCCAUGAAGUACAUGAACAAACAGCAGUGCAUUGAGCGAGAUGAGGUCCGAAACGUCUUUAGAGAGCUUGAGAUCCUACAGGAAAUUGAACAUGUUUUUUUAGUAAAUCUCUGGUACUCCUUCCAGGAUGAAGAAGACAUGUUCAUGGUGGUGGAUCUCCUGUUGGGAGGAGAUCUGCGUUACCACCUCCAGCAAAGCGUCCAGUUCAAUGAGGACGCUGUCAGACUGUACCUGUGUGAGAUGACCCUGGCCCUGGACUACCUGCAGAGCCAGCACAUCAUCCACAGAGAUGUCAAGCCAGACAACAUCCUGUUGGAUGAACAAGGUCACGCCCAUCUGACAGACUUCAACAUUGCAACAAUAAUCAAGGAUGGAGAGAGAGCCACGGCCUUAGCUGGAACCAAGCCCUAUAUGGCCCCGGAAAUCUUCCAAUCCUUUGUGAGCGGAGGGACGGGCUACGCCUUUGAGGUGGACUGGUGGUCGCUGGGGGUGACCGUCUUCGAAGUGCUGCGAGGAUGGAGGCCCUAUGACAUCCAUGCCAGUAACUCGGUGGAGUCCCUAAUGCAGCUCUUCAGUACAGUCAGCGUCCAGUACAGCCCGGCCUGGCCCAAGGAUCUGGUUUCUCUGCUGAGGAAGCUAUUGACAGUGAACCCAGCGCAUCGUUUUUCCAGCCUGUCUCACAUGCAGACAUCUCCCUACCUCGCUGACAUCAACUGGGAUGCGGUGUAUGAAAAAAAAAUGGAAGCCGGAUUUGUCCCCAACAAAGGUCGCCUCCACUGCGACCCCACGUUUGAGCUGGAGGAGAUGAUCCUGGAGUCGCGUCCGCUCCACAAGAAGAAGAAGAGGCUGGCCAAGAACAGGUCCCGAGACAACAGCAAGGAUUCGCAGUCGGAGAAUGACUACCUACAGGAGUGCCUUGAAGUGGUGCAGCAAGAGUUCAUGAUCUUCAACCGUGAGAAGUUGAAAAAGCGACAGGAGGAGGGUCACCAGGAAGGUGGGGAGUGUGAGAGCAGCGAGGCAGGGGGAGACAACGCCAGCGGGGACGGGGACGGGGAUGCCGAGGGCGGCGGCACCGACGAUGACGACGGACCCGAGCAGGAGCCCGAUCCCGAGCCCGAGCCUGAGUCCUCCUCCAAACUUAGCAUGUGCGGUUCUGUCUGCUCCUCCCCAGGCAGCUGCUAGCACCACGGCUGCUGGCGGCGGCGGUCACAGCCUCUCCGGCUGCCGCUGUAUCUGUGCCCUUGUCUGUGCCCUGUCUACAGAUACUCUUCACCUCUCUCUCUCUCCUAUGCAGCCAGGAGCAGAGAGAAACACAGCAGGGCAGCCCAAGCAUCAACGCAUAGCAGGACCCAAAAUGGCUCCCUUAUUUUCCCUCUUCUGUAGCAUCCUCCUGGUAAGGCAUGAAUGAAGCUGUGAGCCUGCAGAUUCCAGAGCGGCCCUGCCACCCUUGCCUGCCCUAGAGCAAGCCCUUACUUCUAUGCAAAGUAUGGUAUAGCAUGAUACUAAUGUAUGACCCAAGGUGUUGUUCACUGGCAGAGCGCUUCAGGAGCAUGAUGACAUCCUGAGCAAUCAGGCUCUAUGGUUUCAGGGUGUUGGUCUUCGUGGAGAAGCCUUCCUUCCCAGCCUCCACGUUUCAAACUUUGAUGGGGAUUAUUGAAUUAUUUAGUAAACUAAGUCACUCCUAUUUUCUCUUGUACUAUAGCUUGUGUAUUCAGC
Messenger RNA from Lampris incognitus (smalleye Pacific opah), 1893 nucleotides. Its product is annotated as serine/threonine-protein kinase 32C-like. NCBI's taxonomy places the organism in Eukaryota, Metazoa, Chordata, Actinopteri, Lampriformes, Lampridae. Gene Ontology annotation, molecular function: G protein-coupled receptor binding; G protein-coupled receptor kinase activity; ATP binding. Gene Ontology annotation, biological process: regulation of signal transduction; G protein-coupled receptor signaling pathway; protein phosphorylation. The record is from RefSeq and is a predicted model, not a curated record. The transcript is spliced from 14 exons.